UGAAAGAUGCUGGAAGAGACUUUACCUAUUUUAUUGUGGUGCUUGUUGGAAUUGGUGUUACAGGUGGUUUGUUUUAUGUGAUUUUUAAAGAGCUAUUCUCUUCUUCUAGUCCGAGUAAGAUCUAUGGAGAUACCUUGGAGAAAUGCAGAUCUCACCCUGAGAUAAUCGGUGUUUUUGGUGAAUCUAUUAAAGGUUAUGGGGAGGCAACAAGAAGAGGAAGACGACAGCUUGUCAGUCACAUUGAAUACGUAAAGGAUGGACUGAAAUACAUGCGUUUGAAGUUCUAUAUUGAGGGCUCCGAAUCAGGGAAGCGGGGAACAGUCCAUGUGGAAGUCAAAGAGAAUCCUGAGAGAGGAAGAUUUGAGGUCCGCUACGUAUUUGUGGACGUUGACACCUAUCCUAGAAGAACCAUUAUCAUAGAAGAUAACAGAUAG
Messenger RNA from Nestor notabilis (Kea), 434 nucleotides. It is a transcript of the gene TIMM21, whose product is annotated as translocase of inner mitochondrial membrane 21 homolog (yeast). NCBI's taxonomy places the organism in Eukaryota, Metazoa, Chordata, Aves, Psittaciformes, Psittacidae. The annotation marks the transcript as partial. The transcript is spliced from 5 exons. Gene Ontology annotation, biological process: protein import into mitochondrial matrix. The record is from RefSeq and is a predicted model, not a curated record. Gene Ontology annotation, cellular component: TIM23 mitochondrial import inner membrane translocase complex.